UUCUAUGCAAUUCGUUUUUUUUAUUCAAUUUGUCAAAGCAAUACAAUUUUCAAUGGCAUCAUCUCUAUGAAGAACUUAUUAAGCUGCCUAAUAUAUAGUUGAAACGCGAGUCAAGAAAUUGAUUAUUGGGUGAAUGUCCGAGUUUAUAUCUGUGUCUAUAUGACUCUCAACCACGGCGCCUUCAUAGACAUCCUGGCCUCGUGGGAGGACCCUCAUUACGGUGGAGCCUCUCCGCCGCCACGGAAGAAGCUGAAAAGGACUCAAGGGGGAGUGGGUUGUGACGAAUCCUGCAGCAGUGGUGGUGGCAAAACAGAGGAAAGCCUAGGAGGUACAGCAAGCAUGCAACAUCAGACAGAAGUAACUAAUGGGGCAUCUGUGCCUCAACUCAAUGGGAGCUCUGACGGAGGCUCGGCCGUAACUGUGAAUGGUGUCAAAGAUGAGACUAAGAAAGCCCUCAAACUUGACCCCAUCAACAGAGACAUGGUUCGCCUCAUAGGGCAACACUUGGCAAACCUUGGUUUUCAGAGCACUGUGGAACAGUUGAUGGCCGAGUCAGGCUGUCGACUUGACCAUCCUGAGGCCCGAAGGUUCAAGUCAAGUGUUGUGGAGGGAGACUGGCAGGCAGCAGAGGCUGCACUGCUUGAGCUCCAGUCUAUGCUCAACAACACCACUCAUCUCACAGAGAUGCGGUUCCUCAUUUUAGAACAGAAGUAUAUGGAGCUCCUGGAGAGAGGGGAUGACAUUGGUGCCCUCAACUGCCUUAGAGGGGAGAUAUCUCCCCUCGACCACAACAUCUCUCGUGUUCACAGGUUAUCAAGUUUAAUAUUCUACAAUAACCCGGCGGAGCUGAAAAAAGCCACCAACUGGCUUGGGUCAGGCCCAGAAAGCCAUAUGGCUUUGAUGGAGCGGCUGUCAGCCUACCUCCCUCCCUCAGUCAUGCUGCCGCCCCGCAGAUUGGAACGACUUGUUAUCCAGUCUGUACAGCAUCAGGUAGCCACGUGUGAAUUCCACAACACUUCUAUUGAACCUCUGUUGAAAGUAGACAACUUGGAGGGGCUGUCGCUAAGUGACGUGGUGGUGUCGAGCAGUUGUUUGUUGACCGACCACCACUGCGGCAAGGAACAUUUCCCGAGCACGUGUCUGUACACCGUCACUGAACACAUGGACGAGGUGCUCGUCGCAGCCUUCAGCCCCAACGGCCGCUACCUCGCCACUGCUGGCAAAGACUUCUCGCUCCUCAUAUGGAAUGUUGACAAUACAACUCUGAAGAUCAGCAAGCGGCAUUGCCUGGAUGGCCACAACUUUAGCAUCGUCUUCUUGUCUUGGAGUCACGACAGCACAAAGAUCAUCGCCUGUAUGCACGAAGAUGCCUCUGAACUCAUAGUUUGGGACGCUGAACGAGGCAAGCAAGUGUGCAAGGUGUCAGAUUCUACCUCGGACUCACUAACGUGCGCCUGUUGGUACAAGGACAACGAAAGGUUCGUGUGCGGAGGACUGCGAGGACAGUUUUAUUUGUGUAACCUGGAGGGGGCGGUGCUUGAGCGAUGGGAGGGCGUCCGAGUGCAGAGCUUAGCUGUCCACGCGGACGGUAAAACUGUCCUCGCUUCUGACACCCAUCGCCGCAUCAGAGGAUACCAGCUCGAGACUGUCCAGGAUUACAGCAUACUGCAAGAAGACCACGGGAUCAUGACGUUCAGUUUAGAUACUACGGGAAGGUUUGCUCUUCUGAACGUGACCACUCAAGGGCUUCACUUGUGGGAUCUCAACAGCAGAACCUUAGUACGCAGGUUCAGAGGUGCCACACAGAAGCACUGUACUAUUCAUUCCUGCUUUGGAGGUAUCAACCAGGAUUUUAUUGCUUCAGGCAGUGAAGAUCACAAGGUGUACAUUUGGCAUCGCAAUCAGGAGUUGCCAGUUGCCGUGUUGUCAGGUCACCAGCUGCCCGUCAACUGCGUCACCUGGAACCCAGUUCAGCCUUCCAUGCUCGUCUCCGUAUCAGACGAUCGAACAAUCAGAAUAUGGGGUCCUUCUCAAACCAACAGACUAAAUCGUGAUGCAGACGCAGCUUCUACUUCUGGGGGUCUGUCUGAUGGUGAUGACGAUGAACCCGAUUCUCCUCGUGCCUCAAACUUCCAGUUUCCUCACAGCCUCAUUUCUGGUCUAGACAUUAGCAGCCACUGAUGUCUAGUACAGCAGGAGCCUCUGUCUCUAGGCCUUGGCAGUCACUGAUGAGCAGUUAUGCAAGUGCCUCUGUCACUAGACCUUGGCAGCCACUGAUGAGCAGUUGUACAAAUGCCUCUGUCACUAGGCCUUGGCUGCCACUGAUGAGCAGUUGUGCAAGCGCCUGUCACUAGGCUUUAGCGGUCAGUGAUUUCCAGUUGUGCAAGCGCCUCUGUCACUAGGCCUCAGUCACUGAUGCCCGGUUGAAACUAACUAGAAGUGGUUCAGUGUCGGUCUCUGAUGCAAAACACUCGCACAGGCGAAGCCUCUUACUUGAGAUUUCGUUUCAGUUACUCAAAGCCGACCGCGGAGCUGCCUUUGUUGUCAAAUGAUCUACUGCAAGGCGCAGAAUCAAACGUCGUCUUUGAGAACCUGUUGACUGACGUGGAAUAGUGAAUAAAAAGCCCUUGCAAAUGAGUGUCUGCUGCGCCUAUCGAGCAUUUCAUUCUGCCUUCGAGUGUGUCACCAUCUCAUUUCAUCUCACUUAGUGUUUCUAAGAAUUAUGGAAGGAUGCUAGUUUCCAUUUAAAGGUGGUGUUGUUAGAAAAUGAGAUGCAUGAUUGCAGCUGUGGUAUCUCUCCUUAUUUAUAUUUCGUUAGCAUUGGAAUGUUGUGUGUCUGUGGACGAAUAUUUCUUUUCAAGGCUGCAAUCUGUGUAUUUCUUGAAUUUUAUUUACAUUUUUGUGUCUAUCUAUUCAUUAAUUUGCUGACUGAUGAGUGCAGGCGUAACUAAAACUGCAACUUGUUGCUCGAAAUUUUCAGUAAGUUGCGGUUUGUCAUUGUUGCUUGGAACUUCGACAGAUGGAAAAUAGGGCUUGAUAAAUAAAUAUUGAGCUGCAUAUCAAGAUCGGCUCCACCAACUCACCUACAUACUUAACGUUCAUAUUUUUUGCUCUAUGAAAGGAUGACAAUGGAGUUUCUAAUUAUUUCCUGGAUGUAUAUGUGCAUUGAAUGAAUACUGAUGUCUGAUGUAUAAUUUGCUACACACUAAACUUCCUUUUUCUACGUUGAAGUUAGCGUCACCAAGCAAAACCCUUGACGGUUUUCAUUUCAUUUUUGGAACGAAAUUACGUCAUGUUUCGGGAUUUAGUGCAAUUUAAAUCUCUUCGCUUUUCCUGAAAAAACUUUAUACGUCUAUUCGCUUUCUGUAUUCCAGAUUUUCUUGUACACUAAUUAUUUGAAUUAACUCUUUGUCAUGGAUAAAUUAAUCUACAAUACCUUCAGUUAAUCAUCGAUCAUUAUUAAUACAGAGGUUCAGAUACAUGCCUUUCUCCUUGCCAAAGACACGAAACUCGUUUUAAUCGAUCGAUUAUCGAGUUACAGUGCCAUUGGUAUUUAGCAGUUUGAUUUAUCAGUACAAACUUAGAUAAGUUUAGUUCUGUAUUUGGGCUUCCUGUUUGAUUCAGGUUUAGAGCUGUUCUAGUAACCUAGCUCGCGGAGACGCUAGUGCCCACUACGAGACCAUUUUACAGCCAUACGGACAGGACACGUUACCAGUACUGCUGUAGCUUUGCAGUAAACUGGCGCAUCAUUUGCAUGCUUACACUAUUAGGAUGGGGUGCCCAGUUAUUAAUUGAUAUAAAUAUGGACGGGGAUGACGUUCGAUAUAUGGAUGUGUCGCAUGAUUUUCAUUGUAAGCUAUUAAAUAACAUUGGGGUCUUCUGCUGUAUUUUCAAACUCGACGUAAAUUUAUUCAUAUUGAUAGAGAUGUCGUUCCUCAAUGAAUUAAUAAACUUCUGCUGUAUUUUCAAACUCGACGUAAAUUUAUUCAUAUUUAUAGAGAUGUCGUUCCUCAAGGAAUGAAUAAACUUGUCUUCAAAUAAAAACUCGUUAAAUAAAAUUUCGCAGAUUUUGAAAUGAUCUGUUUCAAAUUAUUGAUAGGUUGUAAUAAUAUUAUGCACCAGGCGAUAUCGUGCAUCCACUGUUGAUGGUAAACAGAAAAUUUAUUCGUGGUACGUUCUAUUUCUUGCAAAUUCAUAUUUUUGUGUGUAAUUCUGAUGCUUUAAACGUUGUUAUAAACGAAGUCCAAUUGUAACUUCACGAACUGAAUGCCACACGACUGUGUUAGCUUUGAAGUUGAUGAAUUGUAACUACGUAUUUAUACACGUUACCACAGGCCUCAAAACCCAUCACAGGAAUUACUCCGACGAGAAUAGAUGCAGAAAUCUUUUGGCCUGUUAUUAGUAAUGGACCUGUAAUAUUUCGCAAAAACGAAUUGUAAAACUUAUCGUGCGAUUCAAUUUGUUUGGGAAUAUUUUCCAGCUCUGUUCGACAGAUCGAUAUCACGUGUUGGUCAUUUGGGUAGUGGAAAUUAAAGGUUACCUAAUACUCCAAGUUUGUCCAAGUAUGUUUUAAUUAGGAGCAAGGAAAUGUCUUAAUGCGUUAAUUUUAUUCAUCAUAUGCCAAGUUUGCUAUAAGAAAGAAAAAAAAACUUGUUUUUAAAGACACUGCAACGAUUUAACUCGCUUAUAUGCAUCAUUUUUAAAUGGGUAGUUGUGAUUAAUUAAAGUAUGCGGAAAAUCCCCACGUUACGCACGGUUUGCACGUAUGGGCUGGAAGUGAGCGCUUAUUUUGAUGUACUGUUAUGUUAGCAGGCUGUACAGCUAGAGUUUAAAGGAUGGUUGAUUUACGAACCACGUGUAAGUGUGAUCACGCAGGACUUUGGCGUCCUUGAUAAGAAUUGCAAGAAAGAACUUUUCGUGUGUGAAUGAAUGCAUUUUCUAAAGGUUUGUAGCGUUUGUUUGUUAGCAUGUAAAUAUGACGCUGUGUAAUGACUUGCAAUUACAGUAAAGAGAGUCGUUGUAAGAGAGUAAUUAUUAAUGCGUGUUUGUGCUGGUAGUAUAGGUGCUUGAAUUUGCCACGUAAGGAUCCAGGGCUUAUGAUAUUCAGCGUCACAUAUGCUCAAUUCAGUUCAUUCAAAGCUGGUACUGUAUCAUGGCAUUAUUUCAUUUACCAUAAUAACAUUUCAGUCGUAGAUUUCUUCUUGCUCGAUAAAACCAAUCCUUUGAGUGCUGGAGAAUUUCUCAUCCAAGUUGAUUUUGCAAAGACACAGAAGAAACGCGAGAGUAAAUUACCUUGUUUGAAUAUGGCUUCUCGUAAUGUAACCAUUCAAGGAAAUUGCAUGCAAUUCGCUUUAAUAUAAGUUAAUAUUGAUCGUCAAUAACAAUGUUUAGAAGAAUUAACCUGAAUACACGCAUUCAAGUGACAAACUACUUGUUCGACUAUGUACGGUCAGCGUAUGAGGUCAUUAAGCAUUUGGUUCUCAACAUGAAUUACGAGUAUUUGGUUGAAAUGGUAAGAAUAACAUCGGUACGAGAUUAUUGUAAGAUUGAGAAUCUUUUUUAUUGAACCUCAUGAAUAAAAGAUAUCUUUUACGCAACUAUAA
Molecule: messenger RNA, 5603 nt
Organism: Hyalella azteca
Lineage: Eukaryota; Metazoa; Arthropoda; Malacostraca; Amphipoda; Hyalellidae
Product: WD repeat-containing protein 26-like
Exons: 14
Coding region: 160-2181 (673 amino acids)
Biological process (GO): proteasome-mediated ubiquitin-dependent protein catabolic process
Cellular component (GO): GID complex
Molecular function (GO): protein binding
Source: RefSeq, a predicted model, not a curated record